Messenger RNA from Malania oleifera, 2616 nucleotides. Its product is annotated as protein translation factor SUI1 homolog. Gene Ontology annotation, molecular function: translation initiation factor activity; RNA binding. NCBI's taxonomy places the organism in Eukaryota, Viridiplantae, Streptophyta, Magnoliopsida, Santalales, Ximeniaceae. Gene Ontology annotation, biological process: translational initiation. The transcript is spliced from 6 exons. The coding region runs from base 1947 to 2288 and encodes 113 amino acids. The record is from RefSeq and is a predicted model, not a curated record.
UCUGUUUUUAGAGUUGAUCCUUUGUUGCGGCAGGAGAGGAGAAUCCACGCCGCUAGUGAGGCUAUCCAGUGCGAACCGCCAAAAUUAUCUACCUCUUUUUUUUUUAAACUCGAAUUCUAAAUCCGGAGCGCUGAGAUUCACAAGCGUGUGGUGGCGAUAAAUUUUCUGUGAUAUGAGUGGGCGCUGCCCAACCUCAUAUGAUCCAUUCACCUCCCCAUACCUCUUUCCCCCUUUUCCUCUCCCUUAUCACGAUUCUCUCUCCCUUCUUCGUGCGUUCUUAACAAUCGCAGCUUGCAAACCCCUCGAGAGCAGAACAGGGCACUCUGUUUCGUGUUUGAGCUCGGGUUCCUAAACCUUAGCUAACUAUGGCAGACGACGCCGUCAACAGCACAGGGUCGAGUUCCUCUAAAACUCUCGACGGAAACUUUGACAUCAUCUCAACCGUGAGUUCGCAGGGGCUAGACAACACGGGCUUUCCACUCUUGGUGGAGAAAUUGAACGGAAAAAAUUUCCGUGAAUGGGCUCAAUCCACUAAACUAGUGAUUGAAGGAAAAGGGAGGUUAGGAUACCUUACCGGCGAACGGAAGAAGCCCACCACAACUGACAUCACAGCUCUGCAAAAAUGGAAAGUCGAGAAUUCCAUGGUGACAGCGUGGCUCAUAAAUUUGAUGAAGCCCUCAAUCGGUAAGAUAUACUUGUUCCUUUCAACAGCGAAGGAUGUCUGGGACGUAGUUUGUGAGACAUACUCUGAUGCCGAAAGUUACUCCCAAAUCUUUGAGAUUAAGACCCGACUGUGGUAGUUGCGGCAAGGAGAAAGGGAGGUCACUGAGUACUUCAUGGAGAUGACCACCCUCUGGCAGAAGCUUGACCUUAGCGUCGAUGAAGAGUGGGAGUGCUUCGGCGACAGCAUACGGUACAAGCGACGCCCAAAGAAUGAGAGGGUGUUCGAGUUUUUGGCAGGUCUCAAUUGUGACCUGGAUAAUGUACGAGGGAGGAUCAUUGGUCGGCGUCCCCUACCUUCGACUCGGGAGGUCUUCGCAAAGGUGUGGCGUGAGGAGAGUCGCCGCAAGGUGAUGUUGAAAACGCACCGUGCACCUGAAAUCUCAGCCCUAAUCCGAAAAGACAUGGAGCUUGAAGUCUCAGCCCUAAUGUCAAAAAAUCCUAUGAGCUCGGGCUCCAGUUUUGGACAAAGGCCACAAUAAGGAAAAAUUUGGUGCAAACAUUGUCGAAAGUCAGGACAUUCAAAAGACACCUGUUGGGAGAUUCAUGGAAAACCUACAGAUUGGAAGCCGAAACAAUAUCAAAAAAAUCGUGGGUAUCAAGCUACUGCUAAUUGUUCAACUGAAAAACCACAAGGUGAAAAAAACCAAUAAUAUUUCAAGUAAUGCAUUCAGCCCUGAGCAGUUGGAAUAGCUGUAUAAAAUGAUUUCCUCUAUUCAAACAUCGGGUCAGUCUUCCACUGGUUCUCUAGCUCAUCGAGGUAAUUAUUUGUUAGUCUUAAAUACUACAUCCUGUUACAAAUCACCAUGGAUAAUUGACUCGGGUGCAUCUGAUCAUAUGACUGGUUCUUAUCAAUUGUUUUCAUCCUAUUCACCAUAUGCUGGAAAUCUGAGAGUCAAAAUUGCUGAUGGUUCUCUCUCACCUGUCGCUGGUAAAGGAAGUAUUCGCAUAUCUGACUCUGUAACUUUAAAAUCUCUCCUCCAUGUUUCCAAGUUAUCUUGCAAUUUGUUAUCUAUCAGCCAAAUAACGAAAAACUCCAAUUGCUCUGCUACAUUUGUUUCAUCUCAUUGUGUUUUUCAGGACCUCUCAUUGGGGAAGACGAUUGGCACUGCUAAGGCGUAUGAAGGGCUCUACUACUUUGAGGACGCAAGCUUGAUUCACGCUUUUGUCUAACAGCGAAGGAAAUCUUUGUUUGCUGCGACCCCAGUUUCUGACGACCAAGGUUCAUGUCUGAACUCAACGUCCAUAUUCUUAGUGCCUACGAUCCAUUUGCGGAGGCCAAUGCUGAUGACUCUGGUGCUGGGUCAAAAGAGUACGUUCAUAUACGCAUACAACAGCGUAAUGGUAGGAAAAGCCUGACAACCGUACAGGGGUUGAAGAAGGAAUUCAGCUACAAUAAGAUACUCAAGGACCUUAAGAAGGAGUUUUGCUGCAAUGGUACUGUUGUCCAGGACCCAGAGCUGGGCCAGGUUAUUCAACUUCAAGGCGAUCAGCGGAAGAAUGUCUCCACCUUCCUUGUCCAGGCCGGCAUUGUGAAGAAGGAACGCAUCAAGAUUCAUGGUUUCUAAACCACCACAGCAGCUGUGGCAGACUGCCCUUUGUAGAGUUGCAACUGCCGCAUUAUAUAAAGGAUCACGUAUAAAUUAUACGAACCUGUAAAUAGAACCCUACUUCAUAUAUUAUUUGUGUCCUGUUUGAGUGUUUCAGAAUCUUAGUUUUAACCAGUCUUGAUGUUUUUUAGCUGUUUGGUGGUUUAACUUUAAACUGCAAUCUGUAUGCUGUUCAAGUCACCUCCAUUGCUGUCAUGAGAAAGAAACCAUAUAGUUUAGAACUUUUUGUCUCCCAUUUGACAAUGAAUACUCUGAGGUAAUGGUCAUGGGGAACAAUUUGGCAGUA